Molecule: messenger RNA, 879 nt
Organism: Symbiodinium natans
Lineage: Eukaryota; Dinophyceae; Suessiales; Symbiodiniaceae
Source: the annotation of a GenBank genome assembly
AUGAAGUUCAUCUUGGCAGCCUUCCACAAGCUGCCACCGGCCCCAUGUCGAUAUACAUCGAUGGAAAAGGUGACGAAGCUGGAAGAGGGGGCGUUGAAGCAUGGCACAGCGUGGCACAAUGGCACCUCCUUCGGUGCAGACGCGCCCACGAUUUUCGCCAUCGCCUUCAACAGCAAGGCUUGGCAGCUUCUUGUACAGGGGAUCUGGCGCCACACAAACGUGAUGGCAAGUGAGCUGAGUCGGCCAGCCACCAAGCCGGAAACAGAUGCGGACUGGGCUCAAAGCUCAGAAGUUUUCAACCUUGCAGCUGCUUGCAGCCGCUCGCGAGCGGCAUGGAAGGGAGAUGCGCUCGGCGCCGCGGGCCUGGCUACCGCCUCUACCGCGGCCGUCUGGAAAGGCGCGUCACGCGGCGCAAGCUGCGCAUGCUUCUCCAACUUUGCGAGAGGAGCUCGGCCCAGCCUCUCUCCGGAGCCGCAGCGCCGUGGCCUCUGCAGUCUUCGCCCUGCGCAGGCUUCACUGCGCCCUGACGCCGUGAACUUCAACGCGACGAUCCUGGUGUGCGCAUCCGCUUCCGCGUGGCACAUGGCGGCGGCACUGCUCGAAGACAUGCCCAGCAAGAAGGUGAUCCCUGACACAAGGAGCUACAAUGCCGUGCUUUCCGCCUGCGAUCAUGCGGCAGAGGCUGAACAGGCUGUGCCGGGCGCUGAGGCAAGUGGCUCGUGGCAUGGUGUAGCUUCCUUCGUUGCCAUUGAUGGGCCAGUCACCUUAAAAUGCACCCCUUAUUUCACAUCAUUGCAUGGCAAUCCAAACCGGAGAUCGCGCGGGCGUGAAGCGUGUUCAGACCUGUAUAGACCAGGCACCCCAAAUGUGGAGUGGUAA